UUGUGUUGCAUUUUUCCAGGUGUUCAGCUCAUCUGCGUCACUCAUUAACUCAGCCAAGCCCUGCCGGGCUGCUGAUAGCGUGACAGUUACACCAACAUCUUUUCCAGUUGCAAUGCGCGCUCGCUGCCGUCAGGAGCUUAUUUUAGCAUUCUUCUCUUCACAAGACGCCAACAUUUGGGAAUUUCACCUUGGAUGGAACUGCACAGUUUUCCCCGUGCUCCGAGCCAAAAUUCUCUUUAGGGAGACGAAUGAAGAGGAACCUUGACCCUUGACCUCCUCAUCAUCACCAUCAGCAUCAUGCUGUUCCUGGCGCACACGGCCCAUUGGCAGUUUGUGGGCUUGCUGGCCGGCUGCCUGGCGUGGAUCCUCAUCAUGGCCACGGCGGGCAUGGACGAGUGGCGCCUGUGGCACGUCGACCCCGAGAACCGCACGGCCCUCAUCGCCUCGGGCGUGGCCUGGGUUGGCAUCUGGCGGGCCUGCUUCCACAGCCACGCCCUGCCCAAGAUGGAGAACUGCCAGAGCAUGGGCGUCUCGGACGGCUUCGUCCCGGUGGAAAUCCGGGUGGCGCAGGUUCUGGUGGUGCUGGCCAUGCUGGGCGGCCUGGCUGGCAACGCCGCCGCAGUCGAGGCGGUCAGGCGGGUCUACUUCUCCAUUGAGGAUCGCGGCGGAGUGCGUGCGGCCUUCGUCCUGGCGGGGGCGCUCUAUGUCCUCACCGUGGCGCUCGUCCUGGUGCCCCUGGUGUGGAACAUGAGCUCGGUUUUGAGCAACGGCACCAUCCCCUUCCCGCCCCGCUUCGGGCUUCCCGCCGCUCCCGCCAGCCAGGGAGUGGGCACGGCCAUCGGGGUGGGCUUAGUGGCCGCCGUCCUGAUGCUCGUCAGCGGGCUGCUGUUUCUCAGCUACCGACACGUGUGGAGAACCCUCAAACCCGAGCUGCACGGACGGAGAGUGGCAGAGGAGGACAAGCAAGGCAGGGAUAAUCUCACUUUCCAUGCUGAUCAAGUGUUGUGAUGGCAAAAUGAAAACAUAUGACAGCUUGAUUAGGGUUCUAAAAUCAAAUACAUUUCAUUUUCAGACGGAAGUGUUCCGUGGGAGUUAAUGGGGAAUUUAUGGGAAUCAAGGAAUUAUUGGGAAUAAACCAGGAAUUUACAAAAAUGAACAUUGGCUCUUACUAGGGAUCAUAAAUAUACAAAGCCCAAUUCCAAUGGUUUUGCAGCAACAUAUGCUGCCAUCCAAGUAAUGUCGUUUUCAAGGAUGUCCCUGCUUAUUUCAGCAAGACUUUGCCAAGUCACAUUCUGCAUGUGUUUACAACAGUGUGGCUUUGUAGUAAGAGUGCGGGUGCUAGACUUGAUUUACAAGUGCCCCACUUUACAAGCUGUUGUUUAUAAGCUGUCGACUGGUCAAUUUGAUUUGUAUUAUUAUUUUGUUUUUGUUUAUUUUAUGUUUGCGUAUUUUGCGUGUGUUGCGACUUGCGAGCCCAAAUUUGACUACGCUUCUGGACGGCUGCCGUCGGAAAAAAAUGUUGUAUUUAAGAUGUGGACAAGGAGAGCUUUGUAUUUUGCAUGCCUGCCUGCUUAUGACAAAACAAAAUGUUUAUAAUUAGGCUCGAGAAUGACACCUGUGCGUUUAAUUACUGUCAGCCCUAUAUUGUCAAAAUAUCAAUACUGCAAAGUAUACGCUUUUUUUUUUUUUUUUUUUUUUUGCAACACUAUCAAUUCAGUAACAUCAAAUAUCGAGAUGGCCCUGGAUCAUAACGCCUUCCCAAGAAUAUUGUAUCAAUACACCAUAUGGCUAUUGUGACAUAUUAUCCUCUGUUUUACGAUACAGUAUCAGUACACCAUCAUCAAAUAUCACUUUUGCAAUGUAUUUCGAUGUUUCGUAUGAAUGCAAUACGGUGAUGUAUGAGGCGUGUCGGUGGGUCAGCUUGACAAUGCGAGCGUGGAUGUGGGAGGCGGACACGUGAGAUUUUUGGGAGAAGGGGGAGCCGCCGACCGGCCAGCCGGAGAUGAAAAGAGAGGAGUGGGGAGCGGCGGCCCACUCUGGGGAAAAACAAAAGGCCGUUGAGUCGCUGUCAGAAACACAAGUUCAGCAAGAGUGGAGCACGAGUGGCCCUCGAGUGGCGCUCGGAGCGCUGGAGGAAGAGAAAUUCCCAAAAGUGAAGGAGCACAACGGUUGCAUAUUCUCCCAGCCCCAUC
This is a messenger RNA of Phyllopteryx taeniolatus (common seadragon), 2192 nucleotides long. It is a transcript of the gene cldn34a, whose product is annotated as claudin 34a. The transcript has 2 exons. The record is from RefSeq and is a predicted model, not a curated record. Gene Ontology annotation, molecular function: structural molecule activity. Lineage: Eukaryota; Metazoa; Chordata; Actinopteri; Syngnathiformes; Syngnathidae. Gene Ontology annotation, biological process: bicellular tight junction assembly; cell adhesion. Gene Ontology annotation, cellular component: bicellular tight junction; plasma membrane. The coding region runs from base 298 to 1008 and encodes 236 amino acids.